Messenger RNA from Cordyceps militaris CM01, 1659 nucleotides. Its product is annotated as oxysterol binding protein (Orp8), putative. The transcript is spliced from 5 exons. NCBI's taxonomy places the organism in Eukaryota, Fungi, Ascomycota, Sordariomycetes, Hypocreales, Cordycipitaceae. Gene Ontology annotation, cellular component: membrane; intracellular membrane-bounded organelle; cytosol. The record is from RefSeq and is a predicted model, not a curated record. Gene Ontology annotation, biological process: endocytosis; exocytosis; maintenance of cell polarity. Bases 1 to 1659 code for a protein of 552 amino acids. Gene Ontology annotation, molecular function: sterol binding.
AUGACAGCCUUGAUCCGUACUUGGUCAACCUGGUACCUCUCCACCAAUGUAACCCUGGGACGGAAAGUCAAUCCUCCAAUCGAACCUCGCAUUGUUACCGACUACCACCGACGCUCCAAUCUCGACCAACUCCGUACCCAGAUCACAAACGCCGCCGUACAAAAUGAUGCAGACGGAAACACUUUCGUCAUCGGCGCCGCCGCCCACCGUCGACGCACCCGACGAACAUCAGAGCGACGGCUCCAAGCUGCGCACCUUUCUCGGCAUUCUGCGCAAGUUAGUUCUUUCCUCUCCUUUGUCACAUCGUCUCUUCUUGGGCCUGGUUACGCGCCCCGCCCGCUAUUGUUGCCGCAGCCCGUCCUCAACAUAAUAUGCGACCCUCCAACCUGUGGGCGAUUCAUCGGCGUGUCUGACCUUGCCGCCGUCCGAUUUUCGCUGCCCUCACAGCUGCUCGAGCCCACGCCCAACCUCGAAUACUGGACCUACCUCGACGCCCCCAAUGCCUUUGUCGCCAUCGGCACCUCGGACGAGCCUCUGGACCGCAUGCUCGAGGUCGUCCGCUUCUGGCUGACCAAGGACCUCAAAUACGCCAAGGGCAAGCCCUGCAAGCCCUACAACUCGUGUCUGGGCGAGUUCUUCAGAUGCAACUGGGAGACGGAGAACAACGCGCCCAAGAUCCUCACCAACACGCUCGGCGGCGAGAGCUCCGCCGCCUCGAGCAAAUCCAGCGUCAAGAGCAACAAGAACGCCUCGACGCCGUCCCUCUCGCCGCCCACCCACGGUACCUCGCAGGACUCGCAGCCCGUCACCGUCUCGUACCUGACAGAGCAGACGUCGCAUCACCCACCAGUUUCGGCCUUUCACAUUAGCUGCCCCGAGCGAGGCCUCAGCGCGCGCGGCUUUGACCAGAUCACGGCCAAGUUUACCGGCACCUCGAUCAAGGUGCUGCCCGGCGAGCACAACCUCGGCAUCUUUGUCACGCUCGCCCACCGCGACGGCGAAAAGUACCAGCUCACGCACCCGGCGGCUCACCUCGGCGGCCUGCUCCGCGGCAGCCUCACCGUCUCUGUCAGCGACACGGCCUACAUCACCUGCCCCAAGACGGGUCUCAAGGCCAUCCUCAGCUACGUCGAGGAGGGCUGGCUCGGCCGCACCACGAAUAAAGUCGACGGCGUCGUUUUCCGCUAUGAUCCCGAGAAUGACGACAAGACGCGCAUCCAGGACGUGCCCGAGCAGGAUGUUCUCGUCCGUCUCAGCGGACCCUGGAGGGAAAAAGUUGUCUUUACUCUGGGUUCGACGCCAGUGAAGCAGGUCCCCGUCGAGCAGCAAUACACCAUCAUCGACACGGCCCCGCUGCAGGUCGCCCCCAAGAUUCUCCCCCCCGAGGACCAGCAGGCGCCCAACGAGUCCCUCACCCUCUGGGGCGACGUCACAAAGGCCAUUCACGCCAAGCAGUUCUCCCGGGCCACGACCAUCAAGCAGGAGCUCGAAGAGGCCCAACGCGUCAAGGUCCGCGAGCGCGAGCGCACCGGCGAGACGUACCGCCCCGUCUACUUUUCCCACGCCGUCGGCAACGAGGGCCAGCCCGAGCUGACGGACAAGGGCCGCCAGGUCCUCGAGCGCUCGCAAAAGAGCGACUGGUCGCUUGAUGGCAUUUGA